CUUCUCGCCCCCAAGGACUUUUCUUUCACAGAUGGUCGUGUCAAAUAAAUCUAAAGAAAGUUCAUCUGGAUCAUUAUUCUUCCACUGGGAGACUCUGUUUUUGGUCGUGCACUCGACGCCCUAUUUUUAACGUUCCGUCGGAAUACCUUCAGAGAAUCUUUCUCCCAUGGAACUGUCACAGGCUCUGCACAGAAUGAAGAAUGCAGAGGUAUAAAAACGUCUUCUCAGAGACUCAAGCAUGCAAAAUUUCAGAUAUGCUUCUUCUUCUGUCUCUUGUGUUCUUGUCGUUGGCUGGGACAGCCCUAGCUGACAUCUACAACAAUGUCGACGAGCUGCCUCGAAACUUGACUUUUGACUUUAUAGUAAUAGGUGGUGGAACUGCUGGGAAUGUCGUCGCUAAUCGACUCACUGAAAACCCCUCCUUCUCCGUCCUUGUGUUGGAAGCUGGUCCUUCACCCGAGGGACAGCUCAAUCACACGGUACCAUUUUUCAGCAUUUUUCUUAGAGAACAGAGCCCUUUGGACUGGAAUUAUACGACUGUACCUCAAGUUGGUCUCGAUGGUAGCGCAUUGCAAUAUCCAAGGGGAAGGAUUCUGGGAGGCUGCUCCUCUAUGAACCGCCUGGCCUAUGUACGAGGAUCGUCGGAGGACUACGAUCGAUAUGCGAAUGUCACAGGUGAUAAUGGCUGGUCAUGGAAUGAAAUCCAGCCCUAUAUCCGAAAAAAUGAACGUUGGACUUCUCCCACUGACAAUCACAAUACAUCUGGCCAGUUUAACCCAGCAGUCCACGGGUUUCAUGGGAUAAAUUCCGUCAGUCUGGCAGGUUUUCCUUCGCCCACUGUCCAAGAUCGCGUGAUUCAAGUCACCGAAGAGCUUUCAGACGAGUUCCCUUUCAACCUGGAUUAUAAUUCGGGAUUCCAGCUUGGCGUUGGUUGGGCACAGUCGACCAUCAAGCACGGCAAACGCAGCAGCUCUUUUACUUCAUACCUGGGACCAGAGUUUGUCGGACGCCAGAACUUGCACAUACUGCUUAACGCGCAAGUUACCAGACUAUUACAAACCAAUUCCGACCCUACGGAAUUUCUUACAGUUGAAUUUGCUGAGAACAAAGAUGCCCCCCGUCAAAGAGUUACAGCCACCAAGGAAGUCAUCAUUUCUACUGGCUCUGUCGGGACACCAACGCUUCUGUUGAAUUCGGGCAUCGGAGAUCCAAACCAGCUCUCGCGAUUUGGCAUUAAGACCCUUAUCAAUAUUCCUGAUGUCGGAAAGAAUCUCUCUAAUCAGCCUAUGCUCACCCUCUCUUAUUUUGUCAACUCUACGAAUACCUUCGAUGACAUUAUUCGCAAUCUAACUCUCAGAAGCGAGCUUAUCCGUCAAUGGAUCGAGACAGACGGCGAUGGACCUCUGGGAAUCGGACCCUAUGGCACUCACCAAGUCUUUACGCGUCUUUCGAAAAACUCCACCGCCUUAGAAACAAAUCCUGACCCAGCGGCAGGGCCCAAUACGGCGCAUAUUCAAUCUGGUAUCCAGAACGGCGAUAUUUCUCCUCCCCCUGAAGGACAUUUCAUGACCAUAAGCCUCAGUCUCAACACACCCACCUCGAGAGGAAGUAUUCAACUCAAUACAACUGACGCUUUUGAUCAGCCUCUGAUUGACUUGGGCUUGCUUACCACUGAUUUCGACGUUUUGGCUCUCAAGGAAGGUAUUGGGAUCGCCCAGCGGUUCGUUGGCGCGCGCGCAUGGGAUGGAUACGUACUCGGCCCGCUCAGCAAUAUCACCGCCAGUUCGACUGAUGCUGAGCUGGAGGCCUUCAUUCGGGCCAAUACUUCUCCGAAUGGCCACAUUGUGUCCACUGCCAGUAUGUCACCGAAGGGGGCUCAACAUGGAGUUGUAGACCCUGAUCUGAGGGUGAAAGGGAUCGCAAGGCUUCGUGUAGUGGAUGCGUCUAUUUUGCCAUUUGUUCCCUCGGCCAAUACGCAGUUUGCGGUGUAUAUGGUUGGCGAGCGAGGUGCGGAUUUAAUUAAAGCUGCGUGGUAGUUGGCCCGCCGCCCUUAUGUCGAUUGAACGAUCAAGAAUUUCGGGAGACAACACAGAACUGAGUUCUUGUCAGUGGGACUCACAUCUCCAAAUAAUUGAGUCAAUCAUUUCCUAGUCUCGUACCUGUGCAAUAACAAGUGUUUGCUUGUGGCACUGUAAGACUGGUUUGGCACAAGAUUUUCCGGAUAUAACGAUAUCUUGACGCUGGCGCCAAUUUUGGGCUUCGCGCAAAAAAUUGGCGGGUAUACAACAAAUGUGAAGGACUAAGUUUGAC
Guyanagaster necrorhizus is the source of this 2310-nucleotide messenger RNA. RefSeq names its product aryl-alcohol-oxidase from pleurotus Eryingii. The record is from RefSeq and is a predicted model, not a curated record. The transcript has 11 exons. NCBI's taxonomy places the organism in Eukaryota, Fungi, Basidiomycota, Agaricomycetes, Agaricales, Physalacriaceae. The coding region runs from base 201 to 2036 and encodes 611 amino acids. Gene Ontology annotation, molecular function: flavin adenine dinucleotide binding; oxidoreductase activity, acting on CH-OH group of donors.